GUUAAUAAUAAUAAUAAUAACAAUAAUAAUAAUAACAAUAAUAAUAAUAAUAAUAAUAAUAAUAAUAAUAAUAAUAAUAAUAAUAAUAAUAAUAAUAAUAAUAAUAUAGGACCUAGAGUAAACCUGGCAAAAAAGAAUGAUUAUGUAGUUGUCCCAAUCGACAAU
Molecule: messenger RNA, 165 nt
Organism: Acytostelium subglobosum LB1
Lineage: Eukaryota; Evosea; Eumycetozoa; Acytosteliales; Acytosteliaceae
Exons: 1
Source: RefSeq, a predicted model, not a curated record